UGAAUAUCAAAUCGUAGUCCAGGCUAACUUCAAAUCACUUUCACUUUAUUUUAAGCCCUAACGCACCUGUGAAAAGUCGAGCGUCGUAGAGUCACAAAUUCAGCUUAGAGUUUUCAGUUUUCGGCCAGACAUAGGAAUAUUGAACUGAAGCAAUACCGAAAUGGAGGAGUAUUCCCGCGAACCGUGUCCUUUUCGCAUCGUCGACGAUUGCGGCGGAGCCUUUACGAUGGGCUGCUUCGGAGGCGGCCUCUUCCAGGGACUGAAAGGAUUCCGGAAUGCACCUCAAGGGCUUGGACGCCGGUUCGCCGGGGGAUUGGCGGCCGUCAAGGCCAGAUCGCCGACCAUAGGCGGCAACUUCGCCGCCUGGGGCUGCGUCUUCAGCAUCGUCGAUUGCAGCCUGGUGCAUCUGCGCAAGAAGGAGGAUCCGUGGAACUCGAUCAUGAGCGGGGCGAUCGCCGGCGGGAUCCUGUCCGCCCGGAACGGAGUAGCCGCCAUGUUCGGAAGCGCCAUCAUCGGCGGCGUUCUGCUUUCAAUGAUCGAGGGCGUGGGCAUUCUGUUCACCCGCAUCUCCGCCGAGCAGUUCCGCAACCCUGAUCCCCAGACCGAUCUAGCAACAGCAGGCUCGUUUCCAUCUGGUUCCGGAGCGGGAUCUGGCGAUGUCAAUUCGGCACCGGGCUUUGGAUUUCCUGCCGCCCAGCAGGCCAAUGCAACAAGCUAAAUUUCCGUUCAAAUUCUGCCCCUCAAGCCGGAAGUUUCAUGAAUAAUUAUAAUUGCAUUCGCUUUUUGCAUUCGCUCGAUUACUUUGUGUGCGCCUCCCACUGCUCGUAAAAAUCCAAAUUCCAAGCUUAAUAUAUUUCAUAUAUUUAGGCACAUCCAAA
Drosophila santomea is the source of this 878-nucleotide messenger RNA. Its product is annotated as mitochondrial import inner membrane translocase subunit Tim17-B. Gene Ontology annotation, molecular function: transmembrane protein transporter activity. Lineage: Eukaryota; Metazoa; Arthropoda; Insecta; Diptera; Drosophilidae. Gene Ontology annotation, cellular component: mitochondrial inner membrane; TIM23 mitochondrial import inner membrane translocase complex. The record is from RefSeq and is a predicted model, not a curated record. The transcript has a single exon. Gene Ontology annotation, biological process: protein import into mitochondrial matrix. Bases 161 to 718 code for a protein of 185 amino acids.